This is a messenger RNA of Gadus macrocephalus (Pacific cod), 2783 nucleotides long. RefSeq lists its product as uncharacterized. The transcript has 3 exons. The record is from RefSeq and is a predicted model, not a curated record. Lineage: Eukaryota; Metazoa; Chordata; Actinopteri; Gadiformes; Gadidae. Bases 1695 to 2741 code for a protein of 348 amino acids.
CUUCUUAAAAUACUUAACAUUAGAAAUGCUGCCAAGAGGGAAUUUUCUAGGAGGCAGAUAGUGAAUGGGGUGCUAAAGCAAAGUAGGAUCGAUUUAUGUUUAGCACGGCUGGACAUCGCUGAUACUUUGAGCAGUGUACAGUAUAAAUUCACUGGUUAUAGUGAUCAUGCAGAAAUAAUCUUUCAGAUGGGUGACAGAAGUAGAGGGACAGGGGGGGGAGUUUGGUGUUUGAAUACAAGUGUGUUGGAAGAGAGCGAGUAUAUUGAGAUGGUGAGAGGGUGUGUUAAGGAGCAAAUGAAUUGUGUGGGGUAUGAUGCAGGCGUGUGUGAGUGGUGGGAAUGUGUGAAGAUAAAGGUGAAAAUGUUGAGCAUAAAAUAUUGUAAAAAGCAGGGUCAAGUAAAGAGGACGGAAUGUGUAUUGAGAGAGCGAAUGGCUGAGGAAUUGAGGAGGUUAGAUGACGAUGUGAAUAGGGACUUAGCUGACUACAUAGGCAUUAAAGGGGAAUUAGAAUCUUAUGAAAGGGAGAGAUGUAAAGGGGCGAUAGUUAGGAGUCGGGCGCAGUAUGCGGUGGAUGGGGAGAAAUGUACGUCUUUCUUUUUGGGGCUGGAAAAAAGGAAACAGGGUAGAACAUACAUAGCUCAGAUAGAGGGUGAGAGAGGGGAAGUGGUAAGUGAUUUUGUGGGGGUGUUGGAGAGAGUGCAGGGGUUUUACAGUGAUUUAUUUAGCAAAGGCUAUGUAGAUAAGGAUAGUGUGGACAAGAUAUUAGGGAUGGUUGAGCAUGCGUUAUCGGAUAGUGAUAGGGGAGUAUGUGAGUGUGAGUUAGUAGAGUCGGAGGUGAUGGCGGCCGUCAGCAGCCUGUCCAAUAACAAGAGUCCUGGCUCUGAUGGAUUGCCGGCAGAGUUUUACAAGUGCUUUAGUGAGUUGUAAUGCCCGAUUUUAUUAAAGGUAUAUUGGGAAAUGGAAAGGUUAGGGACGGUUAGUAAGUCGAUGUCGAUGGGGUUAAUAGCGGUACUGUACAAGAAUAAGGGUAGUAAAUUGCAGUUAGGGAAUUACAGAGGGUUGAGUCUGUUGAACACUGACUAUAAGGUACUGGCCAAAACUUUAGCUAAUCGGAUUAAGUCGGUAGUAGGGACCAUAGUGUCAUCAACACAAACUUACAGUAUUCCAGGGAGAGAUAUAGCGGACACGAUAGGGUCAGUUAGGGAUGUAGUGAGGCAUAUGAAAGAAGAGGGAGGUGUAGUUUUGAGUGUAGAUUUUAACAAAGCUUUUGAUAGGGUAGAACAUGAGUUUAUGUUUAGGGCGCUAGAGAGAUUUGGUUUUGGGGAUAGGUUAGUGAAGUGGAUUAGAUUAUUGUAUAGUAAUGCAAAGAGUAGGGUUAAGUGUAACGGGGUAUUGACGGAUAGUUUUAGAUUAGAGAGGUCAGUUAGGCAGGGUUGUCCGUUAUCUGCAUUAUUAUACAGUAUAACGGCUGAACCAUUAGCCACCAUGCUAAAAAAGGAUCAGCACAUACAAGGCAUCAAUAUCCCGGGAGGAGGUAGGAGUUUAAUCCAUCAAUACGCAGAUGACACAAGCAUUACAGUUAGGAAUUUGGCCAGUGUGAAAAGGGUAAUUGAGUUAUUGGGAAUAUAUGGGAGUGCAUCGGGGGCAAAGAUUAACCUGGAAAAGUCAGAGAUCCUUUGUGUAGGGCAGUGGAUAUGAGCGAGUGUGACAUUCCGCUGACUGUUUCUAAGGGGAUGAUAAAGGUAUUAGGUGUGAAUGUGGGUGAGGAUGAAAAUGAGGCAAGGGAUGUCACGUGGACAGGGGUUCUGAAUAAAGUGAAGCAGAAUUUGAAUUUAUGGAAGAUGAGGAAGAUGAGACUGAGGGGCAAGGUGAUUGUGGUGAAUUGCUUGAUGAUGUCACGGGUGAAUCAUGUGCUGAGCACCCUGGAUCUACCAUUGUGGGUAGUAAAGGAUUUGAAUGGGGCUGUUAAAAUUUUUUUGUGGGAUGGGAAACCGGCCAAAAUUGCGCAUAAGGCCUUGACGAAUGGGGAUGAGGAUGGAGGACUGAAAUUGAUAGAUGUGGAGGUGAAGAAAAGGGCGUUACGAGUGAAAACAAUUAAGAAAUAUUUAUUUGGUAAGGAGGAGUAUUGUUGGAUGGGUUUUUUUGAGGACUAUUUGGACAGAGCCGAGGUUCUGAAUCAGCCAAGCUUUCAGAACCCAAAAAUACUUCACAAUAACAGAAUACUGGUCAGUAGGGAUUUUGAGAAAGCCGGUAUGAAACAGGUCAAGCAUUUAAUGUUGGAGGGUGGAAGCGUUUUUAAGGCGGAACAGGUGAUCAUAAGGGAUGUAAGGAGGGUUAAUAGAGACGUGAGGGAGGCUGUGAUUGUUGGGAUGUAUAGAAGAGUAAGGGAAAGUAUUGGUACAGGGUGGAUGACACUACUGUUAGGACAGGGAGGGAUGGGCGAGGAGAACAGGAUGUUCGAGUUGGGGGUGGAGAGGGGAGGUAAGAGAGUUAAGUUUGAGGAUGUCAGUACAAAAAGUGUGUAUAUGGAUUUGAUGGGUGGUGGGAUGAAGAAGCCAGCGUCAGAGAAGGUGUGGGGAAGGUUUUUAAGAUCAGGCACAAUAGGGUUUUCACGAAUGUUGUUUUGCACCAAAUUAAUAGGAAUGUGGGUAGAGUCUGCAAUGUUUGUAAAGCGGUGGAUGAGACCUGUGAUAAUUAUUUCAUUGAAUGUUCAAUGUUGUUUGUCUUUUUUGAGAAGGUGAAGGAUUUGUUGAGUGUACACUGUGGGAUCAAGGUUGGGAAUG